Molecule: messenger RNA, 1747 nt
Organism: Sesamum indicum (sesame)
Lineage: Eukaryota; Viridiplantae; Streptophyta; Magnoliopsida; Lamiales; Pedaliaceae
Product: succinate--CoA ligase [ADP-forming] subunit beta, mitochondrial
Biological process (GO): tricarboxylic acid cycle; succinyl-CoA metabolic process
Cellular component (GO): succinate-CoA ligase complex; mitochondrion
Molecular function (GO): ATP binding; succinate-CoA ligase (ADP-forming) activity; metal ion binding
Source: RefSeq, a predicted model, not a curated record
AAAGAAACAGAAAAAAGAAUUAAAAGGGGAAAAUAGGAGUUAGAGUGUAAUAACUAAUAAUAAUAAAAUCAAAAGUGGAAAGGUCAAAGUUCGCCAAGCAAAAGGAGGGUCCGAAGGUUCCGCACUCGACUCACCGGCGAAGAAAGAUCUGAAAGAAGGGAAGAACGGUGUCCAAGAAAAAAUGGUGAGAGGAUUGCUGGGGAAACUUGCUAGAGAUUCUCUCUCCGUUGCCGGAAAAUGGCAGCAGCAACAGCUCCGCCGCCUAAACAUCCACGAAUAUCAGGGAGCUGAGUUGAUGAGCAAGCAUGGAAUCAAUGUUCCCAGAGGUGUUGCAGUUAGUUCUGUUGAUGAAGUCAAGAAGGUGCUGCAGGAAGUAUUUCCCAACCAUAGUGAGGUGGUGGUGAAGUCUCAAAUCCUUGCUGGUGGCAGAGGGCUGGGGUCAUUUAAGAGUGGUCUCCAGGGUGGAGUUCAUAUUGUGAAGGCUGACCAGGUUGAGGAUAUUGCUGGAAAAAUGCUCGGGCAAAUACUUGUCACUAAGCAAACUGGACCUCAAGGAAAAAUUGUCAGCAAGGUGUAUUUAGCUGAGAAGUUAUCCCUUGUCAAUGAGAUGUACUUUGCCAUUACUCUUGAUCGUAAAUCUGCUGGUCCUCUUAUUAUUGCCUGUAAAAAGGGGGGAACCAGUAUUGAAGACCUUGCUGAAAAACAUCCGGAACUGAUUGUAAAGGUUCCUAUUGAUGUUUUCACAGGCAUUACUGAUGAGGAUGCUGCUAAGGUAGUUGAUGGGUUAUCUCCCAAGGUGGCUGAUAGAAAUGCUUCAAUUGAACAAGUGAAGAAGUUGUAUGAACUUUUCUGCAAAUGUGACUGCACAUUAUUGGAGAUCAAUCCCAUUGCUGAGACUUCUGAUAACCAGUUAGUUGCAGCUGAUGCAAAACUGAACUUUGAUGAUAAUGCUGCUUUCCGCCAGAAAGAGGUAUUUGCGCUUCGAGAUCCCACCCAAGAGGAUCCUCGUGAGGUUGCUGCGGCAAAAGCUGAUUUAAAUUACAUCGGGUUAGAUGGAGAAAUUGGUUGCAUGGUGAAUGGCGCUGGAUUGGCCAUGGCCACCAUGGAUAUAAUUAAGUUACAUGGAGGAACUCCUGCCAAUUUUCUUGAUGUUGGUGGAAAUGCUUCUGAAGGCCAGGUUGUGGAAGCUUUUAAAAUUUUGACUUCAGAUGACAAAGUGAAGGCUAUUCUUGUAAACAUUUUUGGAGGAAUAAUGAAAUGUGAUGUAAUAGCCAGUGGAAUUGUGAAUGCUGCUAAACAGGUUCAACUGAAAGUACCAGUGGUUGUCCGUCUUGAAGGCACCAAUGUUGACCAAGGAAAGAGAAUUCUGAAGGAAAGUGGCAUGACUUUGAUUACUGCUGAAGAUUUGGAUGAUGCAGCUGAGAAAGCGGUGAAAGCCUCAGCAAGCUGAGAACAUCUCAUAUGUCCUGAAUUUCUUUAGGUCACUGUUUUUCUUGCUUUUUUGGGAUAAGAUCUCAUGUAUACUGAUCCAUUAUCUUGUCAGAUGGGCUUUCGGAGCAACCUGUUCAUCUCCAUGGAUUCAUGGAGGUGUUUAAUCAUUCUUGAUUUCAGAUAAAGAAAAUAGUCAACAUUUUGUGUUUCUCUAGUCCAUGAUGAGUUUGCUCAUCAUAAGCAGCAUACGGUGCUUAAUUUUUUGAAGCUGUAGACAUGAUUGUCUUCUUAUCAAUAAUAAACAAUGGCUUAUGGA